This is a messenger RNA of Triticum turgidum subsp. durum (durum wheat), 423 nucleotides long. The record is from the annotation of a GenBank genome assembly. NCBI's taxonomy places the organism in Eukaryota, Viridiplantae, Streptophyta, Magnoliopsida, Poales, Poaceae.
AUGGCUUCCUCAUCCGUGCUGCUCGGAGGAGGCGCGGGCGCCGCCGCCUUCACCGGCGCCGCCGCCGGCAAGGCUCUUCCCAGGCCGUGCUUCCUCGCCGCUCGUCCCCACACCGUCAGCGGCGGCCGCCUCUGCCUGCAAACCCCUCCUAGGGCGACUCCCGCUAACGACGCCGUCGAGACCGUGAAGGGGGCGGCCGGGGAGGCCGGAGACAAGGCCUCGGAAGGGGCGGACAGCGUGUCGAAGGCGGCGGGCGACGCGGCGGGCAAGGUUCAGGAGGCGGUGGAGGGCGCGGUGGAGGGAGCCAAGGACCUCGGCGAGAAGGCCAAGCAGGCGACGGAGGAGGCGUGGGACGCCACCAAAGACGCCGCGCAGGGCGUCGCCGACGACGUCACCGCCGCGGUUGAGGAUGUGAGCAAAUGA